This is a messenger RNA of Vavraia culicis subsp. floridensis, 1122 nucleotides long. RefSeq lists its product as uncharacterized. The transcript has a single exon. Gene Ontology annotation, molecular function: biotin--[biotin carboxyl-carrier protein] ligase activity. The record is from RefSeq and is a predicted model, not a curated record. Gene Ontology annotation, cellular component: cytoplasm. Lineage: Eukaryota; Fungi; Microsporidia; Pleistophoridae. Gene Ontology annotation, biological process: protein modification process. Bases 293 to 1102 code for a protein of 269 amino acids.
CUGGCACCAUUGCUAAUACUGGCAUUAUUUGCUAAUACUGGCAUUAUUUGCUAGCACUGGCAAUCGAUACAUAACUAAAAUUAAUUUGGCAAUUAAUGCACUGCUAGUACUUAAAUAACAUUACCUGGGCGAGAGGAUGCGUAGGGUGCAAUAGCGGUGUGAUGAACACUCUUUUAUUGUAAUUGCACUUUACCGUUCUCUUUAAAUGGCAUCCUGGGCAGAGAGGGGUAGGAACAGGCUGAGGGCUGGGCUACGCACAGGCACUAAAAAUGUGCUGUGAGGUGAUGAAUAAAUGAAUUUAACAAUUUUUGUUUUCUUCACGCUCACCGUGCCAUGUCCGUUUUUGGCACGGUGCGUUUUGCACCCCAUGAACAUAAAAUGGUUCAAAUCAAUCUCUUCCACCCAAAAGUACCUGAUCAACAGCCCGCCAACGUACAGGGACACGCUCCCUGUUGUUGCAACCACGCUGCAGACACGCGGCAUCGGCCGUGCAAACAACACGUGGCUCUCGCUCACCGGCUCACUUUCAUUCUCCUACGUUGCGCCGGCAUGCAUCGCAUACAUCGAUGUGAUAGGGCGUGUGCGGCACGUUUUGAAGGACCUGGGCGUAGACGCACGCUGCAAAUGGCCGAAUGACGUGUUGGUAAGCGAUGGGGUGGCGGUGCACAAGGUGUGCGGUGCUUUGAUCGACAGGAUUGGCGGGCAUGCGGUGGUGGGCAUUGGCGUGAAUCUGGGGUAUGCGUGUACGUGCACGACCGGGUGCAAGGGAUGCAUCGGUAUUGAUGAGCACGAAUGGUGCACCGAGAGUGAAGACGGGGCGGUGGAUGAGUGCCAGCGCAGCUGCAGCACCACGAAGUACAAAACGGUGAGCGAAAUUACCGGCGUGGAAAUAACGCCGCAUGCGUUUGUUGAGAGGUACUUUUCGGUCGGUGACCCGCUGUAUGCGUACGAUUUGUGUGAGUACGUGAAUUACAACGGAGAGCGCAUGGCCGUCAUCGAUAAGCGCGAACUGAGAUUGAAGGACAGGAAUGGCAAGGUUCAUGUGAUUGAUCCUAUGCUCUACAGCUACGACUACUCCGGUCAUAGCAUACUCGAUAAGUAAAAUUAUGAUUUUGUAGUGAA